CUCUUCGCAGGCACAGUCGCCUUCUGCUCGUCCUCAAGUCCACUGACUGCGCACUAUGCCCGCCGCGGCUGCCGAGUGCCAAGUUCGCGACUUCACCUAAUCGAGCCGUGUUUGUAAACCCACACCUUAGGCGACGCACACUUUCGGACAAAAACACUUGCAUUUUCAGCAGAAUGGAAUUGCUCGCCGCAAUUGUCCUUCUUGUCAUUCUCUUCCGUCGCGGGGAUGCUGCAAUUCAAGCGCCCUUGGACACCCUGGCCAGUGUCACGUCGGUGCCUGCUGGUCCCGCAAACAGCGAUGACCCUGACUUCAGCAACCCCAUCAAGAACGUCACCGUGCCCGUUGGCAGGGAAGCAGUUUUAGCUUGCAUGGUCACUGAGUUGGGGCACUACAAGGUUGGUUGGAUGCGUGCGGAGGACCAGACGAUCCUGACCCUGCACAACAAGGUGGUGACACACAACGCACGCAUUUCGGUGACCCAAGACAACCAACGUACGUGGAACCUGCACAUCCGGCAGGUCAAAGAGGCCGACCGCGGCUGCUACAUGUGCCAAAUCAACACGAGCGUGAUGAAGAAGCAAAUCGGCUGCGUCGACGUGCACGUUCCACCCGACAUCAAAGACGACCAGACGAGUUCGGACAUCACAGUGCAAGAGGGCGAAAAUGCGACACUCACGUGCAAAGCCAGUGGCCAUCCAUCACCGCGCAUCCUGUGGCGCAGAGAGGACGGCGAGAGCCUGGUGAUCAGAAAGGGCGCGUCCAGAGGUGAGCCCAUGGACACCUUCAGUGGAGACACUCUGCAGCUGUUCAAGCUGGAGCGUAGGCAAAUGGGCGCCUACUUGUGCAUCGCCUCCAACGACGUCCCGCCGGCAGUCAGCAAGCGGAUUACGCUCAAUGUAAACUUCGCUCCGGUGAUCAAAGUGCCAAACCAGCUGUUGGGGGCACCGCUCGGCACAGAUGUCCACCUCGAGUGCUUCAUUGAAGCCUUCCCCAACACCAUUAAUUACUGGUCCAAGAACAGGGGUGAAAUGAUCCUCCACGGAAAAAAGUACGUGGUGGACGAAGUGAAGAACUCGUACCGAGUUCACUUCAAGCUGACGAUUCGCAACUUCAGCAAAAGAGAUAUCGGCACAUACACUUGCGUGUCCACAAACUCGAUGGGAAAGGCAGAUGGCACAGUUCGAUUGUAUGAAAUUAAAGUUCCGACGCGGCCACCAGUGAUAACAACCGAGCCUCCAAUCAUAACUACACCAACAACAACCACUCCAGAGCCAACAACAAGCACAACAACCCGCAGGCCAACUAGGGCUCCUAAGAUCAAAGAAGUCUACUACUUGGCGACCCCAUCGCAGGCGCCUCCACUGCUGGCUUACGAGGCCGACGCCAAGGACGUGACUGCCGACGCGAGCAGAGCCUCGGCGCAAAAGACGACACCCACGUGCCGAUCAAUCGUCGCCACCAUCGUCGUGUUGUUGUUAAUGAGUGCCGCCGCAAGAUGACAUUGUGAAAAAUGAGACUGCUGAAGAGGAAUUGAGUGAGAAAAGAGAGCGAGAAUGUGUGCACGUUUUACCUCAAAAUUAUUUCUCAGAGACUAAGUCAGAGGAGGCGACGAGUGAAUGCUACUGACACUGACUUGAUUCGGUGAAGUGUGUUUGUGAGAGAGCAGAACGUUGAAAGUUGUUGGUUAAUUGUUAUAAUAAAACAAACUCACUCACAUUUAAGCAAAUUGUUACGGUCUGAUCGACCUGGUGCAUGGGCUGAGAGUUUGACGAGAAAAUCUAAAUCAUCAAGGACAUGACUCAACUUAAAUUUGAUUUCUUUUAACUCAGUUCUUACAAAAGUAUAAGGAGAGAAAAUUUAGUGGAAAAGAAAAAAUGUCAGUAGUAAGAGAACCAAAUAACUGAAUUAUUAAAUAAACAAAUUUUAUCUUUUUUAUUGAAAAACUCAACAUAUAAUUUGCAUUAUUUGCAUGCAGCUGUAACAAACCGGUAAAUUGGGCAUCACUUCAUGUCACAAUUCAGCCAGAAGUCAAAUUAUCUCUUAAUGAUCUAUUUCACAGAAAGCAUUAUUUGUAUUGUGUAAGUGUUGAUCAUAUUGUUGCUCAUGUUUAAUUAAUUAUGAUUUGUAAUCGUAAAAUAAAUGAGUUUGUCGUGAACUGAUAAAUCUGACAUCUCAGCUUUGGCUCCAGUGUCUUGUGGCGGUGGAAAAUCUGCGAAUGAUGCUCAUUCCCAUUUGUAUUUAUUGUAUGAAAGUCUUCAAAUAGUAUGUUCUAUUUUUUGUGCCAAAUAUUUAACAGUGGAUUAGAUGAGGUAAAAAUGGUUUUUUGCUGCGUUGGUUUAAAAAAAACUCGAUCAAAACAUAUCGAAUCCUUAAUAUCCGAAACGAGCGAACAUAAUGAAAACAAAAUAUAAAAUAAUUUUGAAAUGUUAGAAACGUAUCAUGUGGCAAAGAGAUUUUAAAACUCGUGCGUCAAAUGCUAAAAGGAAAAUUAUUUCUUUGGAAAACAACGAACACAUGUGUCUAUAAACCUUAAUCUGUAAAUACAUAAUCAAAUCAGCAA
Messenger RNA from Cloeon dipterum, 2560 nucleotides. RefSeq names its product lachesin-like. The record is from RefSeq and is a predicted model, not a curated record. Bases 174 to 1499 code for a protein of 441 amino acids. Gene Ontology annotation, cellular component: neuron projection. Lineage: Eukaryota; Metazoa; Arthropoda; Insecta; Ephemeroptera; Baetidae. The transcript is spliced from 10 exons.